AUGGCAAAACUUGCAAUGGUGAAGAAAGUGAAACAGAAUAGUUGCUUAAUUGAAGAAAUCCCGUCACCAAUCAUAUGGGAUAUUUUGUCAAGACUCCCAACUAAAGCAUGUUUGAUGUCUAAGCUUGUUUGCAAAGAUUGGUAUGCUAUCAUAACUGAUCCCGAGUUUGCUGAUUUCCGUCGUUCUCAUGGUUGCUAUACUACUGUAUUGCUUCGUGAUAAAUUCCGUUACGUUAGGCGAGAAAUUCUGGUGCGAGAUUUUCUGCUGCUAGACUUAUACAACCACGGUAAGGUUGAUGACACGGGUAAUCUUGUUGUAAAUGCUGAUGAGAUGAUCAGGUUCAAGACCCAAUUUAUAAUUCCAAAUCAGCAGUGCUUAAAUCCUGUUAAUGAUUGCAACGGAGUGAUCUUUUUAAAGUCCUCAAAUUGGGGUCCUUAUGUUUUAUGCAAUUUGCUAACAGGGCAAUAUAUGAUAGUUAAGGAAGCGCGUAGAUGGUGUUGUUCUGUAAGUGGUGUGGGGUUGGGUUAUUGUCAUUUUUCGCAGCGAUUCAAAGUACUUCGAGUCCUGGAGUGUUAUCGUGGAGUAACGAGAAGUUAUGUAACGGAAAUACGAAUAAUUGGUACCAAGAAAUGGAGGACUAUUAGCAAUACUGAACUAGUGGAUGGUUUGUUUUGGCAUGGUGGAAUUUUCUUCAAGGAUUCACUUCACAUCCACUUUAUAAAAGAAAAGUGUAUAUUGUCAUUCCACUUUGGAUAUGAAAAAUUUGUGCGCAUUCCAUUACCCGGUGAAAUAAACCGCUGCAGUGGUUACUCCUCCCUUUGCAUUCUUGAUUCUUGCCUUUGUUUCAGUACUGUAUUCAAAGCUGAUCGUCGAUGUGAUAUUUGGGAAAUGAAAGACUACGAAGUUAAAGAUUCAUGGGUGAAGUUAUUUGUUGUAAAAUAUACGGAUAAUCCUCUAUCGUAUAGUCCUCUACUGCAAAUGGGUCGUUUGGAAGUAAUGGCUCUUAUAGCUCGUUGUGAUGGCAGCAGCUAUGGUCUUUCAGUCGUUCUUACAGAAUGUAAACGUAAAGUAGUUCUCAGAGUUCUUUCUUCCGGCUUCUUGGAAUUGAAUCCAAACUUUUCAAAGUUACAAAAAUUCUGCCAGAAGUGA
This is a messenger RNA of Beta vulgaris subsp. vulgaris (sugar beet), 1149 nucleotides long. Its product is annotated as putative F-box/kelch-repeat protein At3g17540. The transcript has a single exon. Lineage: Eukaryota; Viridiplantae; Streptophyta; Magnoliopsida; Caryophyllales; Amaranthaceae. Bases 1 to 1149 code for a protein of 382 amino acids. The record is from RefSeq and is a predicted model, not a curated record. Gene Ontology annotation, molecular function: protein binding.